AUGGAACACCAAUUCCCCUCCUUUCCAAUAUUUUUCACCUUCCUCCUCUUUAUCUUUAUGGUGUUGAGAAUAUGGAAGAAAUCAAAUAUCAACAACUCUUCCCCAAAUCUACCACCAGGACCAUGGAAAUUGCCUCUGAUAGGCAGUAUGCAUCAUUUAGUUGGCUCCUUGCCCCAUCACCGUCUAAGAGACCUGGCUAAAAAGUAUGGACCUCUUAUGCACAUUCAACUUGGUGAAGUUACCAACAUUGUAAUUUCUUCUCCUGAAACUGCUAAAGAAGUGAUGAAAACCCAUGAUGUCACAUUUGCUCAGAGGCCCUUUCUCCUUGCUGCAAGUAUUGUGGGUUAUAAUUCUUCAGAACUUGUAUUCGCACCCUAUGGAGACUACUGGAGACAAAUGCGAAAAAUUUGCACACUGGAGCUGCUAAAUGCAAAAAAAGUGCAGUCAUUUAGAACAAUCAGGGAAGAAGAGGUAUCAAAACUCAUUAGAUCCAUGUCUUCUAAGGCAGGAUCAGAAAUCAACUUUAGCAGGAUGUUCAAUUCUUUGACCUAUAGCAUCAGUUCAAGAGCAGCCUUUGGUAAGAUAUGGAAGGGAGAAGAAAUAUUCAUUCCAACAGUCAAGAAACUCAUACAAUUGUUUGGCGGUUUUAGUCUUGCUGAUGUCUAUCCUUCCGUCAAAUUGCUUCAUUUGAUUAGUGCAGUGAGGCCUAAAUUAGAGAGGCUUCAUCAAAUAGUAGAUAAGAUAUUUGAGAACAUCAUUGAUGAACAUAGAGCUAGAAAGGCAGUAGGAAAAUCUAGUGCAAGGUGUGAAGAAGAAGAUUUUGUAGAUGUCCUUUUGAAUCUUCAGGAUCACGCAAACCUUGAAUUCCCUUUAGCAAAUGACAACAUAAAAGGAGUCAUCAUGGACAUGUUCAUUGCUGGUAGUGAGACUUCGUCUACAACUGUAGAAUGGGCAAUGUCAGAGAUGCUAAAAAAUCCAAGAGUGAUGGAAAAGGCACAGGCUGAGGCGAGACAGGUCUUUGGUCCACAAGGAAACAUUGAUGAAGAACGCCUUGAUGAACUGAACUACUUAAAGAUGGUAAUCAAAGAAACUCUAAGAUUACACCCUCCAUUUCCGUUGUUAGUUCCGAGAGAAUGCAGGGAGAAUUGUGUGAUUAACAAUUAUGGAAUUCCAGUCAAAUCCAAAGUUAUAGUGAACGCAUGGGCAAUUGGAAGGGAUCCCAAUUAUUGGAUUGGAGCUGAGAGAUUUUAUCCAGAGAGAUUUCUUGAUAGUUCAAUUGAUUAUAAGGGUGCUAACCUAGAAUUUAUCCCAUUUGGUGCUGGAAGGAGGAUGUGUCCAGGAAUAUUGUUUGGCAUGGCUAAUGUGGAGUUCCCUCUUGCACAUUUGCUAUACCAUUUUGAUUGGGAACUACCAACUGGAGUUAAGCCAGAAAAUCUUGACAUGGUUGAAGUCUUUGGUGCAGUAGUGAAAAGGAAAAAUGACCUUCACGUAAUUCCUAUUCCAUACCUUCCUCCACUAGUGAAGUAAAAUAUCAAUAUGUAUGUCAGUUUGAUAUCA
Molecule: messenger RNA, 1557 nt
Organism: Hevea brasiliensis (rubber tree)
Lineage: Eukaryota; Viridiplantae; Streptophyta; Magnoliopsida; Malpighiales; Euphorbiaceae
Product: premnaspirodiene oxygenase-like
Exons: 2
Coding region: 1-1527 (508 amino acids)
Molecular function (GO): heme binding; iron ion binding; oxidoreductase activity, acting on paired donors, with incorporation or reduction of molecular oxygen
Source: RefSeq, a predicted model, not a curated record